This is a messenger RNA of Phacochoerus africanus (Common warthog), 1452 nucleotides long. RefSeq names its product retinal G protein coupled receptor (gene RGR). The coding region runs from base 76 to 951 and encodes 291 amino acids. Lineage: Eukaryota; Metazoa; Chordata; Mammalia; Artiodactyla; Suidae. Gene Ontology annotation, biological process: phototransduction; G protein-coupled receptor signaling pathway; visual perception. Gene Ontology annotation, molecular function: G protein-coupled receptor activity. The record is from RefSeq and is a predicted model, not a curated record. The transcript has 7 exons. Gene Ontology annotation, cellular component: membrane.
AUGACCCUUUAUAAUGGAGGGGCCUGGCUUGGGAGAGCCAGAGAAGAGCUGGGUCAGCUGUGAGAAGGCCAGAGAAUGGCAGAGCCCGGGGCCCUGCCUACCGGCUUCGGGGAACUGGAGGUGCUGGCGGUGGGGACACUGCUGCUGGUGGAAGCUCUCUCCGGUCUCAGCCUCAAUAGUCUGACCAUCCUCUCUUUCUGCAAGACCCCGGAGCUGCGGACUCCCAGCCACCUGCUAGUGCUGAGCUUGGCUCUGGCAGACAGCGGGAUCAGCCUGAACGCCUUCGUUGCCGCCACAUCCAGCCUCCUCCGGCGCUGGCCCUAUGGCUCCGAAGGCUGCCAGGCUCACGGCUUCCAGGGCUUUGCCACGGCGUUGGCUAGCAUCUGCAGCAGCGCAGCCAUCGCUUGGGGGCGCUAUCACCACUACUGCACACGCAGCCGACUGGAUUGGAACACAGCUGUCUCCUUGGUGUUCUUUGUGUGGCUGUCUUCUACCUUCUGGGCAGCCCUGCCCCUCCUGGGCUGGGGCCACUAUGACUAUGAGCCGCUGGGGACGUGCUGCACCCUAGACUAUUCCAGGGUGGACAGAAACUUCACCAGCUUCCUCUUUACCAUGGCCUUUUUCAACUUCCUCCUGCCCCUCUUCAUCACAGUCACCUCCUAUCGGCUCAUGGAGCAGAAACUUGGGAAGACUGGCCGUCCCCCGGUGAACACCAUUCUGCCAGCCAGGACGCUGAUGCUCGCCUGGGGUCCCUAUGCCCUCCUGUAUCUAUAUGCAACCUUCGCGGAUGUGACCUCCAUCUCCCCCAAGCUGCAGAUGGUGCCGGCUCUCAUCGCCAAGAUGGUGCCCACGGUCAACGCCAUCAACUAUGCCCUGGGCAGCGAGAUGGUGCACAGGGGAAUCUGGCAGUGCCUCUCCCCACAGAGAAGAGAGCGGGAUCGAGAGCAGUGAGCCUCUCCAGGGAGGAGGGAGGCUGCACUGAGCCCCUCGCAGAAGGCUGUCCCGGGAGUCCUGCCCAGUUUCAGACACUCAAGUACCAUCCCUGAUGGCCCUGCUGAGCCUGGCCCAAGGCCGGACACAGGGGAUUCGGAGAGAAACCAGGUUGCAUGGAAGGAGCUGGUACUUGGGAGCCAGACAGACCCGAGCGUUGGUCAUGGCCCUCUACCCGGAGGCUGAGAGACCCUGGGAAGUCAUGCUCUCUGAACUGAGCAUCCUGACUCCUAAUGGAAAGACGUUAUUAACUGGACUUCGGGUCUGCUAUGAGGCUUGAACAUGCUAGUGUGUACUGAGCAUGCACAUAGAAGCUGCUCAUUAGAACAGCUGUUAGGACUCAGAGUCUUACAUAGAAAGGGCUGGAAGCCUUGAGCUUACUUGUGGGAGCCGGGCCUAGGCUGCUAGCAUUCAAACACCAUGUAUUAAAUCAUGAUCUAGGGCAUUUGUUUUCCAGCUUGA